AUGCAUACGUUUUGGAUGGAGCUGCAAACCAAGGGGUGCCCUGGGCCCCGGGCGGCGCACUCCUGCGACGUCAUCGACGGGCGGCUGUACGUGUUCGGCGGCUGGAACGGCAAGCGCGCGCUCAACGAUUUGCACAUGCUGGACGUGGCCUCGAACUCGUGGACGGAGGUUCACCCAAACGGGCAGGCGCCGUCGGCGCGCAACAACCACACCACUGCGGUGGUUGACCUGAGACUGGUGGUGCACGGAGGCCACGACGGCAACAAGUGGGUGGCCGACAUGCACAUCCUCGACACGGGCGGGUCGACCGGGGCCGGGGGCGUGCAGGAGGGGCCCACCUGGCACAAGGCCCCGACCUCGGGUGCCCCGCCGUCGGCCCGGGCGUGCCACACGCUGACGCGCCUGGCGCACAAGCUGUACAUGUUUGGUGGCUACGAUGGCGCCAAGUGCUUCAACGAUAUGGAUAUCAUCGACUUGGAGACGAUGACCUGGAUGCAGCCGGCCCUGUCGGGAACGCUGCCGCAGGCGCGGAAUGCGCACACGAUGACGGUCAUCCUCACAAAGCUCUUCUUGUUCGGGGGCCACAGCGGGAACAAACACUUGACAGAUCUGCACGUGUUCGACACGCAGAAGCUACAGUGGUCCCAGCCCGAGAUCCUGGGGACCCCGCCGCCCGGGCUGCGAGGCCACACCGCCAACCUUAUCGGCCACAAGAUAUUCUUGUUCGGUGGUUACGACGGCAAGGGGCGCACGAACGAGCUGUACGUGCUCGACACAGCCGAGGGCAAGUGGGUGCGGCCCACCUGGCCCACGGAGUCGCCGCACACGCCGCCCGGCCGGCAAAGGCACAGUGCGUCGCUGAUCGGCUCCAAGAGGAUCUACAUAUUCGGCGGCUUCGACGGGAACAAGUGGCUCAACGACCUGCACGUGCUCGACGUCGGCCGCCUGGAGGAGAGCGCGCUGAACGACGUCGCGGUUCACACUCUGAUCGAGAACAUGCGCCGCCUGCUGAACAGUCCAGACUUUAGCGACAUCACCUUCGUGGUAGAGGGCAAGCGCAUAUAUGCCCACAAGGCCAUCCUUGUGGCGCAGUGCGAGCACUUCCACGCGAUGUUCUCGGGAGGCCGGUUUGCGGAGGCGAGCAAGAGCGAGAUCGAGAUUCCGAAUUGGAGCUACACCGCGUUCGUCGCCAUGCUGGAGUGGCUCUACACAGGGCACACCCCGCGGGAGCUGUCCGCUGCGCACCUCACCGAGGUACUGGGGCUGGCGGACCACUACACCUUGGACGGCCUCAAGCACGUGUGCGAGAACGUGCUGGUCCACAGCGUGGAGAUCGAGAAUGUCUGCGCGCUGCUUCGACACGCUGAUCAGUACAUGGCGGAGGCGCUCAAGCGAUAUUGCCUUCAGUUCAUUCUCAAGAACUUUGAUCAGGUCGCAUACAGCAAGGGAUUCGACGAGUUGAGCUCCAACCCUGCGCUCCUGCUAGAGGUCACUCGCGCCGCCGCGACGAAGAACACCGAUGGAGGAGGCGCCCACUUCUCGUCCCAGGGCAACUGCGGCUCCGGAGGCAGCAGCCUGAACCAGGCGCCAGUGCACUGUGGCUCCGGAGGCAUGGCUUGA
This is a messenger RNA of Prorocentrum cordatum, 1620 nucleotides long. NCBI's taxonomy places the organism in Eukaryota, Dinophyceae, Prorocentrales, Prorocentraceae. The record is from the annotation of a GenBank genome assembly.